AUGAUAACUACAAUCUUCGUUGUCAUUUCUGCUUUAAUUGCUGGAGCCUCGUGCCAAAUGGCUGAUAUUCUUGGCGCACCUCUAGAACCAGGUCCUGCUGUUGCUGGUCCAGGCAGCAAUCCAGGCGGUUUUGGAGCAAAUCAACCAUUUGGUGGACAAGGCCCUCAGCCAUUCGGUGGACAAGGCCCACAGCCAUUCGGUGAACAAGGCCCUCAACAGUUUGGUGGACCAGGUCCUCAACAAUUCGGAGGCCCUCAGCCAUUCGGUGGACAAGGCCCUCAGCCAUUCGGUGGGCAAGGCCCUCAACAGUUUGGUGGACCAGGCCAACAACAAUUUGGUUUUCCUGAAGGCGGUCGUCGUGAGGGCGAAUUCCGCCCUCCAGAACGUUUCGGUGGUCAAGGUGGUUUUGAAGAGCCACACGGCAUGCCGGUUAGAAUAAGAAGAGAUCCGCAAGCCUCUCACGACGCAGCACUCGGUCAUCGUUUGCUAGAGCGCAUUCUUCGUUGA
This is a messenger RNA of Ostertagia ostertagi, 507 nucleotides long. Lineage: Eukaryota; Metazoa; Nematoda; Chromadorea; Rhabditida; Trichostrongylidae. The record is from the annotation of a GenBank genome assembly.